Molecule: messenger RNA, 6713 nt
Organism: Oreochromis aureus
Lineage: Eukaryota; Metazoa; Chordata; Actinopteri; Cichliformes; Cichlidae
Gene: efhd1
Product: EF-hand domain family, member D1
Exons: 4
Coding region: 236-937 (233 amino acids)
Molecular function (GO): calcium ion binding
Source: RefSeq, a predicted model, not a curated record
AUACCAAGGCAACAAACGGUGACGCCAGACAUAGCAGCCAGCCAAGACAUUUGCUAGCAUUCAUUCAGGGAGAGCGGCUCAUUUUGCAAACAUGUACAACGUAGAAAAAUUUAUUCUGAAGUUCAACCGGAAGCGCUUUUGUGUAUCUCGUUAACGGGUGCGCGCACUUUAACGGUGGUAGCACUCGCGCUCCAUCCUUUCUGACAGCCUCACAAAGUAGGAAUCCAUUCUCGUCAUGGCGUCUGAAGAGCUCGCCCGAAAGCUGCAAUCGCGACUUUCUGCUACACAGGAGGCCGUUCCGAGGCCCGAACCCGAACAGAGCCCUGUCCGACCCAAACCGCAGGGGUCAGAUGCUGCCUGUGGAGAUUCAUCAUCCGAGCUAUCCGCUAAACUGACGCGUAGGCUGGACAUCAACGAGGGUAACGCUGCACCACGAGCGACCCGGGUCUUCAACCCUUACACCGAGUUCAAAGAGUUCUCCCGCAAGCAGAUUAAGGAUAUGGAGGGGAUGUUCAAGCGGUAUGACACUGGAAAAGACGGCUUCAUCGACCUGAUGGAGCUAAAGCUGAUGAUGGAGAAACUGGGAGCUCCACAGACCCACCUGGGCCUGAAAAACAUGAUCAAAGAAGUGGAUGAAGACUUUGAUGGCAAACUAAGCUUCAGGGAGUUCCUGUUGAUUUUCCGGAGAGCAGCAGCUGGAGAACUGCAGGAAGAAAGUGGUCUACUGGCAUUAGCAAGACUGUCUGAGAUUGAUGUCUCCACUCAGGGUGUUUUGGGGGCCAAAGACUUUUUUGAAGCCAAGAUGCAGGCUCUGUCUGUCGGUAGCAAGUUUGAGGCUGAAAUUCGAGAGGAAAAAGAAGAACGCAAGAGACAAGAAGAGGAGAAAAAACAACGACAUGCUGCCUUCAAGCAGCUGCAGUCCACCUUCUGUUCAUAACCCACCACAGAAAGCAGCAGAUGCAGAUUACAAAAUUCAGUGUUACUGAAGUUUUAGAAACACACUCCUUACUUACACUCAAACCUGUUUUAAAAUAUGGCACUUAAAUAAAAAAAAACAGAUUAAUUACAUUAAAAUUAAAUCUUGACUAAAAUAAAAAACAUGUCAUAACUAGGCACAGGGUGAAGUCCAGCAUAUGGUUAGCCUUGCACAAAACAUAUAUCUUGUAUAUUGUAUGUUCGACCUCUAGACCAUCUGAAAUGUGUCUUUGGGUUUGUUUGUUUUUUUCUAUUUGUUUGUUUCGAGUUUUGUGCUAUAACCUUGUUGAUGAACAGCUGUUUGCAAUCCCACAGCUAAACAAUCAUAAACAUGUUUCUGUUUACCUACAGAGUGAAUAAAGAAGAUUUAAAUACAUUAAUUACAUUUCUCCAAAUCCAGAUCCUUUAGAUGUGUUGUAGACCUAGGCUAAGGACAACAACUGUAAACUGAAUUUUAGCCAUAUUGCUAAAAGCACACAGAAGACGGCUUCCAUUUGAUUAUGCUUGCAUGUUACAGUAGCAUUUCUCAACUUUGCCUUUGCUAAGACUUCAUUUCUUAUGACCCUAGGGGGAAAAAAGCUGUUCUUAAGUGGAGGUCUGAUGGUAAUCCUUUACCUUAAUUAGUGGCAGGUAACAGUUUUCUAAGUGGCAUCUUUUAGGUAUCUUUCGAAAGGAACCAUCUGUAUAAAACACCAAUGAGCUAUUGUUUGAAUAAUUCCUUUGUGAUGAUUUGCACACAGUAAUAUGGUGUAAAAGCAGUAGAGAGCACCUUUGCUGUGACCAACAGUAAAUAUGUGAGCAGCAUCUCAAGUACAAGAUCCCAGGAUAAAUGUGCCCAUCUGAUUUGAUUUUACAGGUUCCCUCCUGUAAAAAGAGUGACAUAUCACAAAUUAAGACGUGAAAGGUCUAGUGUCUGUGGACUACGGGAUAACAAAAAAGCUGUCACUUCGGUGCCCAAUUUCACUGAAAAGAUGACCCAAAACAAGAGAGAACAUCCAGUUCUUUUUUUGUAGCUCCUGAAAAGUAAAUCUUCAUGCGUUGUUUGAAAUGCACUGUGGUGUUUUGGUGCAAGAAACAAAAUGUUAGGGGGAGUUCAGUCAAUAUACACUGGAAACCUCACUACCAUGUUUUUUUUUUUUUUCCUUUUUUCAAAUGAGCCAUCAGCUAUACAUAAAUUGCCAAUUUUGAAUGGCUAUGCAGGUUUUUAACUGACUUCAGAGGCUGCUGAAAUUCAGCUUCAUUUCCAAAUUGGACAAAUGCUGAUUUUUAUGUUGUGAUACUGUGAAUUACAGUACUAUGCAAAAGUCUUGGGCCAUCGUUCACUUCUUUAAAUCUUUCUUUAAACUUAGGUAAAAUGUGUAGUAUUUUGAGGUGAAAAAUGAAUCUAUUUUGGAGAAAAAUGUAAGCUGAUAAAAUGUGGAACAAGUGAAGUGCUGUGAGUUCCUUUAGAGUCACUGUAACAAAAAACUUUGCAAACAACCUAUUUUCUGUAACAUUUCAUCCUCACAUCAGGUGUCUGACCUAGUCUUGUUUUUCCUAUUUCAGAAAUAUUGGUAACCUCAGGACUGUUGUCUCAAAAUGUGAACUGGAAAUGCUCAUCCAUGCUUUCAUCUCUACUACUAGUUCAGAUUAUUGUAUUAAACUGUUUUCUUGUCUAAAGCAUCUAGUAAUUGCUUCUAGUCCAGCUAAAAUGCUGCUGGAAGGCGUUUAACUGAUUUUAAAUCUUCUUUCAUCACCACCUUUUUAAAAGUUUUUACAUUGGCUUCCUGUCAGGUUCAGAUUUAAGUCAAAAACAUAGGUUCUUACUAAGGCAAUGGUCCAUUUAAUGUUGUUAUUUAUGUAACACCAAAUCAAAGCAACAGUUGCUUUAUAUUGUAAGGUAAAAACCCUACAAUAAUAAUAAGCAUCUGCAAUAAUACCCUGAUUCUUCAAACACCAUUUUGACUUUGCAUAAGCUGUUGUUGAAUGUCUGUCACUUGUUAAGAACCAAUUUUUAAGUUGUACCUUUAGAUACUGUAUUUUAUUAUUAGCAGCCCGUCACAAAAAUUUAUAAUUUACACUGAUUUAAUUCCAACAGACACUUUAGGAAUCCAACGAUUCCUAAAGUGCGAUUUGCCAAAUGCUUGAGAUAUCAUGGCAUAAUGUACUCUUUCAUAUGAAAGAGGUUGGGAGAGUGGUCCAUAGUGAGUGUCUGCAGCCAUUUGUAAAACAUGGCAUCUAUGAACGUUUGGGGCUGCAUUUCAUGGGGAUCUUUUUCAAAUUGAUGGAAUUAGGGUAGAGAGACAGGAAAACAGACAUUCUGUGAAAGAGAGCUACGUUACCUGAUCCAGUCCUGAGUAUAAGUUUUGCCAAAAAAGAAAGUUUUAAGCCUAAUCCUAAAAGUAGAGAGUGUGUCUGCCUCCUGAAUCCAAGCUGGGAGCUGGUUCCACAGACGAGGGGCCUGGAAGCUGAAGGCUUUCCCUUCCAUACUACUCAAAUACCCUAGGAACCACAAGUGAACCAUUAGUUUGAGAGCACAGUGCUCAAUUGGAGGAAAUAGUCCCCAAAUAGAGCACAGGCCUCAGAUUAUUCAAGACCUUGUAUGUGAGGAGCAGGAUUUUGCAUUCAAUUCUGGAUUUAACAGAGAGGCAAUGAAGAAAAGCCAAUAUAGGAAAACUAAAUAUUCUUUCUGUACCAACAGGGAUGGUAUAAUGUUUUUGUAUUAUAUACUGUAUUUCCAUGUUUCUUUGUGUGUGUUUCAGUAAAUCACUAUACCUUUUUCCAAUUUUCCUACCAAACUAUAAGGAAAUGAGGGUGGCUCGAGACUCAACGUACUGUAUGCAUAUCCACUGAAAGCAGUCUCACUGCAGUAUUUUGAGAUCAGUGACAGGCUGCGCAGGAGAGUCCUGCAGUUCCUUCAUUUAGCACAUCUGCACAGAAAAGAGUUGUACGUGUUACUUCAUCAUGUAGUCUUAGCUUUGUCAAUAGUUUUGCUAUGCAGCUAUGUUGGUAGCAUUGGUCCAGAGAAGAGACUGAUACUUGAAGUAAUAGCUCAAUAUUUUGGGAAAUACUAGGAUUUUCACUUCGGUAAUCUCGGGGUUGCACUUUUACUUUGCUUAGGGUUCACUUUGCUUAGCGUAAAGAGUAGAAGCAUGGUUAACAACUAGCCUAGUUCUGUCCAAACUGAUUACAUAGAUCAAGCAAUAGCCUUAAGGCUCCCAAUUAUGUUGCCGUCUAUAAUUUUAUUUGUGUUCAAGUCAUUUCUAGUAUUCGGUACGAUUUGAGUCUCCAUGUCACAACUAUGUGUAUUUUGUAUAAUAAUGGGCCAGCACCUAUUUUCAAAAUCUUGUCUUAGCCUAAAAUGCCACAUCCCCAUGUUGCCUUUGUUUGAGUUAAGUUACAUAUAAACUGAUAUUAUCUGUAAUUUUGAUCAUAGGGUUGAUAAACAUGAGUAAUAAUUACUGACUCAAGGAUAAAACGUCUUUCCUGUUAUAGUACUAGGCAGAGUGGUUAUUGACGUGAAAUGAGUGUUUAUUCACAGCAUGACAUUCAGAAGUUGGAUCUACAAAAUGUUUUUAGUUUUAAUAAUUUUUCAAGUAAUUUAUUUAUUAUAAUUUUUGUUUCAUAGUUAUGAAAGUAUCUAAACCCCAAAUAUGUCAUGCAGUGAGACUGUAUAUGGAAAAGGAGACUACAAAGAUUAUUACAAAUGGUGUUCAAGUGAUAAUAAUAGCAAAGUACACUGGCAGGAUUUCAUUUUAUUAAUAAUUAUAAUUUUUUUUUUUAAAUAUGCUUUAUGCAGAAUAUGUCACUUAUAUAAAAAUAAAAAUGUAGAACUAUCAGGCAUUUUAAAGCUGUUAGGAUAAAAUAAAUUAGCAUUUUGUCAAGAAAUUAGUGUUGACAUUAUUGUAGGCUCUUUAUCUUACUGUGUAAGGCCUUGAGGCGACUGUUGUAGUGAUUUGGCAUUUUAUAAAUAAAUGGAUAUUAUUUGAAUUAUGAAGUAAAACGGUCAUGAUGAAAAGGAUAUUUCACCAUCCAGAGGACUCAGUGGGGUUUUUAUAGCUAGUUGGAAAGUUUUACAGCUCUCACUCUAACAUAAGUGAAGAAGUUAAGAAUAGCUUAAUUCAAAUGGUGGUUUAAUGUGAGGUGGAACAACCAACGUAAAACUAGGAAAAUAUUAACUUGUAAAAAAUUUGAUAUAAUUUAAAAGGUAUACUAUGUGUAUGCUCUUAGUACCAAACCUGGAAGUUAAAAGGUGCUCAUUUUAAAAGUCGAAGAAGAAUUACGAAUGAUUGGGGCUUUUCAUUUAAUGAACAACAUCACAUGGGGCAAGUCUCAUGGUCUCAUGUCAGCUUGUUAUGUCUUGUCCACCUUGUGGACCAAAUUGAUAACAUAAAAUAAACCAAUGUUAUGCAUAUAUUUAUGGUUAAAUUGAGUAAGUUAAAUGGAAUACUAAAAAAAAAAAAACUGGACCCAAUUUAAUUAAAAUGUAUUCUUAAUCUAAAAGACAUGAAUUGAAGUCACAGAACACAGAUUUCAGAUCAUGGCUUUUCUUCAGUGGUACUUGUAUUUUAGAAGGUAUUAAUAAACAUUUGCAGAGUAAGAUUAGGGACAUUUCAGUCCAGUUAAUAUGAACGUGACUGUACAUUCAAAACAUUUAUCCGCUUCUGCUUAAUUCCCUCAACCCCUGGGGGGUGGCAUUUGGCACGUCACACAUGGAGAAUUUGGACAAAAUUGUUCAAGCAUUAUAUCUUGAGAUUGACCAGUAUACUAUUCUAAUACUUCAUGAAGCCUUCUCAUGAAAUGAUAAAUGAUGAUUACUAGUUUGAAAUGGAACCAAAUAGUAGAAAUGACCAAAAUGUGAACACCAAAGUGUUAUGUGGAUUUUUACAUAGAUUCAAAUCUUCCAGCCCCUGAAACUAAAAAGUGUGGGGGGUUUUUUUAAAACAAAAAACAAAACGGUAAAGUAUUAGCCAGUACACUUCACAAUGCAACUGUCUCUGUUUCCUCUUGUAGUCUCACUUUUGGAAAGAAAGUUCUUUUUUCCCAGUGAUGUAGAUAUAUAAUCUAAAACACAAUUCAAGAAAUCCUUUACAGAAACAUUGACCCAUGGGCAGCAGUUGGGCUGUUGUGGAAGAUGCAGUCCUCUCAUCUUUUAUCAGUACCUGUGGAAUGACUGUAAUGCCAUCUGUAUUCACCAUACCUGCAACACACUGAAAUCACACUAGUAAAAAUUAGUUUUAAAAUAUUAAUAAAUAUUGCAUAUGUGCAGAACCUACUCUGUUCUGAAUGAGGUCAUUGCCUUUGAUUUGUCAGCUUUGAAGGCCACAAGAUGUAGAAAACAGUAAAAGAAAAUUAAAGUAAUUAUUAUUUUAUGAUACAUGGAUAAUAAAAGAAAUCCUAGAAGUUCAAAUAGAUACACAAGCCCAGUGAAGCAGAUAGGCUCUAACCUAAACAGUGUAAAGUGCAUUUUAUUCAAUCAUUUUAUUUAGUCUCUAUGUAUUAAGUUGUAGCAUGUUACUGUUGUCAUAUAACCAACCAAUGUAUGGAUUACAUACUUUAUGAGUGAUUUGUUGUAGAAAUGGACAGAGUAUUUUUUGAUGAAUUAAUUGUCUUUUGUUCUAUUAGAAAAGUUGCCAAAUAUUAAAGUCAGCAAAAUCUAUUUUUCAGCACUGUAUAGAUAUUGUAUUCCUGCUGUCUCUGUCAGAAUAUUAAUGUUAAACUUAACUGCAAUAAAUGAUUAAUAGAAUGAUAAACAACAA